AUGCGCGUGCUCGCUACACUUCCUCUUCUGGCCAUGGCUGCCCUGCAAGUUGCUGCUGGCGACUUUUCGGCGACAUGCUCUGGCACGUCCUACUUCUCUACCAGCGUCAAGUCCUACUGCCAGGAUAAGUACCAGGAGGAUAAUUACUCGACCGAUUUGGAUAUGACCAAGUGCCUGGCCAAUGUCGGAGGCAGGAUUGUCGUGAGUCUUACACCCAGAAGCCAAAGCUCUGACCCAUCGUUCAAGUUCUGCGACUGCGGUCUUGGCGGCGACAAGAAGCAGAUCUUGAACUGCCGCUGCACUGAUUCCACCGGAACGAAGAGACCUUCGUCUCUGAACCUGGACACGUGCUUGAGCAACAUCGAUGGAGACCUCAAGUGCUAG
This is a messenger RNA of Colletotrichum scovillei, 384 nucleotides long. RefSeq lists its product as uncharacterized. NCBI's taxonomy places the organism in Eukaryota, Fungi, Ascomycota, Sordariomycetes, Glomerellales, Glomerellaceae. The transcript has 3 exons. The coding region runs from base 1 to 384 and encodes 127 amino acids. The record is from RefSeq and is a predicted model, not a curated record.